Molecule: messenger RNA, 636 nt
Organism: Carya illinoinensis
Lineage: Eukaryota; Viridiplantae; Streptophyta; Magnoliopsida; Fagales; Juglandaceae
Exons: 1
Coding region: 1-636 (211 amino acids)
Molecular function (GO): RNA-DNA hybrid ribonuclease activity; nucleic acid binding
Source: RefSeq, a predicted model, not a curated record
AUGGUUUUUGAAGGAAAAUUCAAGGGGCCUUGUGUUCUGAUCCAGCAGGCAAUGCAAGAAGUAGAGGCAGUCUUAUUGGCUCAAGAAAAGCAAAGAGAGAAUCAAACAAGUCCUACAAAGAUGAUAAGAACAGUGUGGAAACCCCCAAGUCCUGGCUAUCUGAAGGUAAAUGUGAAUGCAGCCGUGGAUUCCAAGAGAGGAAAGGUGGGAAUUGGUGUUGUAGUGAGGGACUUCAGAGGAGAGGUCCAUGUGGUAGUUGCUGUCCCCAGACAGGUAACUAAGAGUGCUAGUGCAGCUGAGAGUCUGGCCAUGCUUCAUGCAACUCUUCUGUGCAGUGAACUAGGAAUCAAACAGGUGCCGUUGGAAGGUGAUGCAAAAGUGGUAGUGGAAGCAAUCAAUUCCAGUUCAUACAACUCCUCAUGGGAUGGACAGGUGAUAGAGGACAUCAAAGCUGUGGUGCACGCCCAGCUAGGGUGGUCUGUGACUUUUGUGGGAAGAGAUGGCAACAGAGCAGCACAUGCAACUGCGAAGUUAGCUCUCUCCUUAAGUACCGAGUGUGUGUGGAUGGAGGAGGUACCAACUGAGGUCCUCCCAGCUGUUGUAUUGGACUUGCCUAGCUUUGUAAUGUCAGUUUAA